Molecule: messenger RNA, 789 nt
Organism: Photinus pyralis (common eastern firefly)
Lineage: Eukaryota; Metazoa; Arthropoda; Insecta; Coleoptera; Lampyridae
Product: cuticle protein 7-like
Exons: 2
Coding region: 115-732 (205 amino acids)
Cellular component (GO): extracellular matrix
Source: RefSeq, a predicted model, not a curated record
UUUAAAGGUUACGUGAAUCCUUCACAUAUGUUAAUGAGCAGGCAAAUAUAUAAAAAGUAAGAUUUUCGAAGAAUUCAUCACAGUUGACUUGUAAUCGUACAAGAAGCUCUUAGAAUGGCACUCAAAGUUUUCGUAUUUGCUGCCAUUGUGGCGUUUGCGGCAGCUGCUGUUGCUCCAGUUCCCGCACCACUCCAUCCAGAGGAAUUCAACCCUCAUCCACAAUACGCAUUUAAUUAUGCCGUACAAGAGCCAACAACUGGUGAUUUUAAAACUCAAUCGGAAUCUCGAGAUGGAGGUACAGUUCAAGGAAGAUAUACCGUUCUAGAACCCAACGGUUUAGAACGUGUUGUAGAAUACACUGCCGAUGAUGUUAACGGUUUCAAUGCGGUCGUAAGUCACACACCAACCGGAGCAGCACAUGUUGCACCCGCGCCAGUUGCUAAAGUAGCGGCGCCUCUUCCGGCAGCAGUUGUACCAGCAAAAAUUGCAGCUCCAGUAGUUAAAGAAGUAAAACCAGUUCACCCAGUUGCCGCUCCUUUCGGAUUUGGACCACAUGGCUAUUCCGGUUACCCCGGAUACCCAGCUUACACAGGAUUCCAUGGAUACCGAGGUUACUCAGGAUACCAUGGAUAUCCAGGUUACACAGGAUACCCCGGAUAUUCCGGCUUCCACGGAUACCCCCAUGGACACCGUUCUCCAUUCUACUCUGGACAUCACCCAGGAUAUUAUUAGAUUGUUUGUAUUUAUUUAUUUAUUCUGUACCAGUUGCAAACAAAUUAAAUUGUAAUU